This is a messenger RNA of Penicillium griseofulvum, 825 nucleotides long. RefSeq lists its product as uncharacterized. Bases 1 to 825 code for a protein of 274 amino acids. Lineage: Eukaryota; Fungi; Ascomycota; Eurotiomycetes; Eurotiales; Aspergillaceae. The transcript has 7 exons. The record is from RefSeq and is a predicted model, not a curated record.
AUGCGGUCCCCAGUCACCGGAGUCUUGUGGCUCUAUGGACUCAUUUUGGCAACGACUAUUUCCGAAGUCUGCGGAGAUACAGAACCGAAUUUCUUGAGCGUGCGGAAGAACGUAACAAGAGAGUAUAAAAGUGAACGUGAGAUACCAACGGAGAAAUACUUUCAUGAAUUAGAAUUCAAUCAUCACUACGACGACCGAUACGCCAAUGCUAGUCUGCCAGAUAGGAAAGUCAUCCCAUAUCUCUCGGACCUAGUCCAGACAUAUUUCACAACAAUGAACGCAAUCGGCGCAGAAACGUGGAUUAUGCAUGGGACCCUCUUAGCAUGGUGGUGGAAUCAGAAGCUCUUUCCGUGGGACGACGAUCUAGACGUGCAGAUCUCGGAAGCAACGAUCCAUUUCUUGGCAGAAUACUAUAACAUGACCGAGCAUUAUUUUGACCUCCCCAACGUCGACGGUGGCCGUAAAUACAUACUCGACGUUAAUCCCAAUUAUGUCGUCAAAUCAGAGAGAGACACUCUGAAUAAGAUUGAUGCCCGCUGGAUUGAUAUGUCGUCAGGACUGUUCAUUGAUAUCACUGCUGUUCGCAAGGAUGAGGCUAGCCGGCUGAAUGGACGUCCGGAAGCGCUUAUGUGCAAGGAUAAGCAUAACUAUGAUGAGAGUGACAUCUUCCCGCUGCGUGAUAGUUUCUUUGAGGGUGUUCCGGUCAAAGUUCCAUACGCUUAUACAUAUAUUCUCGAAGAAGAGUAUGGUCCGAUAGCGCUCACUCGGACAAGUUUUGGAGGUUACAUCUUCAAUGAAAGGACCAAGAUUUGGGAGUCGUCGUGA